AUGUUUAAUUGUGGAAUAUUUGCCAGCAGCAGCGGCAGCGGCAGCUGGAAAGAGAUACGUACCGGUGAUCUUCUGCUGGGGACUGAGGCAAUAAAACGAUGCAAACGUGUGUCGUUUAAUGUUAAAAAAUGCUCGGAACAAAUUAUUGAGUUUGACUUAAAGGAAAGGGUCAAAGUCGUAGUACUCGAUCGAAACGAUUCUCCGCCAGUAUUCCGUGACACCCCUUUAUCUUUCAAUGUUAGUGAAGACUUAGGCGCUGGUCAUAAUAUUGCAACAAUACGUGCUACCGAUCCUGAUACACUCGGUACAUUGACGUACAUCCUGGUAAGUGGAGAUGAUGGUAAAUUUUUACUUGAACCCGAAACUGGUAAAUUACGUUUGAAAGAUGCCUUAGAUCGUGAAACCAAAGAUAAAUAUAAGCUGCAAAUUCGCGUUAGUGAUGGAGUACAAUAUACGGAUACGAUUGCAACUAUUGAGGUCACUGACACAAACGAUAAUCCACCAGUCUUCGAUGAACCUGUUUACUCGUUUGACAUACCAGAGAACGCCCCACGCGGCUAUCAAGUCGGUGUCAUUUCGGCCACAGAUCUAGAUUUGGGCAAUAAUGCUCUGGUUUCGUAUACUGUCAUAUCGGAUUGGGCAAACGAUGUGUUCAGCUUGAAUCCACAGACAGGCGUUUUUACCUUAACAGCACGUCUCGAUUACGAAGAGGUGCAGCAUUAUAUCCUUGUGGUACAGGCACAAGAUAAUGGUCAUCCCAGUCUUUCCACAACGCUAACGAUUUACUGUAAUGUUUUGGAUUUAAAUGACAAUGCACCUGUGUUCGAUCCAAUGAGUUAUUCGAAUGAAAUAUACGAAAACGUAUCCAUUGGUGCCACAGUAGUUACCGUAACAGCCACAGACAUUGAUUCAGGUGAUAACGGUCGUAUAGAGUAUGCGAUUACAGCAGGUGAUGAUAAUAACGAUUUCGAAAUUGCUGCCAACGGUACAAUACGUACUCGCCGCUUACUCGAUCGAGAAACAAAAAGUUCAUAUAAUUUAAUCGUAACCGCAACAGAUUGUGCCAAAGAAUUUCCAAUGUUCUAUAAUUCCGAGCAGAAGAAACAGCAACAACAACAACAACAGCAACAACAGAUAUCACAACAACAUCAUUUGCAACGCCGUCAUCGACAACAUCGCCAGCAACAGUAUGUGGAUCAGCAGCAACAGCAGCGUCUAUCAUCAACAGUACAGGUAACAAUUGUACUCAAAGACGUGAACGAUGAAGCACCGACAUUUACUUCACCCAAUGAAACGGCAAUUAUAGAGAAUAUAGCCACUAAUACCGUUGUUAUGGCGGUGAAGGCAGUCGAUCGGGAUGAAGGACGCAAUGGUUAUAUUGAGUAUCUAUUAUCUGGUGAACAGCAUGUGCCGUUCUCUUUGGGUCCGGUCGAUGGUUUACUGCGUGUUUCGGGUCGUUUGGAUCGUGAGCUACGUUCUGUUUAUGUGCUCAAUGUAACUGCUCGCGAUCGCGGUGAACCGCCACAAUCAAAACAAACACAAAUCACUGUCAAAAUACUUGAUGAAAACGAUAAUAGUCCCGUUUUCGAUCCGAAGCAAUAUUCAGCUUCGGUGGCGGAAAAUGCUAGCAUAGGUGCUAUGGUCUUACACGUCUCAGCUACUGAUAUUGAUGAAGGUGCCAAUGGACGUGUACGAUUCUCCAUAGCGGCCGGUGAUAAUAAUCGUGAUUUUAGUAUUAGCGAAGAUUCUGGUGUUGUGCGUGUGGCAAAAAAUCUCAAUUAUGAGCGUAAAUCGCGUUAUGUGUUGACAGUACGCGCUGAAGAUUGUGCUACAGAUUUGUUCAGAGAUGCGGCUGGUGGGCGUGGUAAGGUGCUUAUAAAUACUAUUGAAAGUCGCUAUGAUACCGCUGAAUUAACUAUUGUCAUAACGGAUAUUAAUGAUAAUCCGCCAACGUUCUUGGAUUCACCUUAUGUGGCUUAUGUUAUGGAAAAUGUUAUACCACCAAAUGAUGGUUAUGUGCUAACAGUGGAAGCUUAUGAUGCUGAUACGCCGCCAUUCAAUUCGCAAGUGCGUUAUUUUCUAAAGGAAGGCAAUGCUGAUCUGUUUCACAUAAAUGCUUCGACAGGCGAAAUAUCGCUAUUAAGAGCAUUGGAUCGUGAAGCUCAAGCUGAAUAUACAUUAACUUUAGUUGCCAUGGAUACGGGUUCCCCGCCCCUAACCGGCACAGGAGUUGUGCGUGUCAUAGUGCAAGAUAUGAAUGAUCACAGUCCAGAAUUUGCACGCCAAUCAUAUCAAGCCACAGUACAAGAAAACCUACCCGUUGGCACAAAAGUACUUCAGCCUGUGGCAACUGACAAAGAUAUUGGACCGAAUGGCAAAAUUCGUUUCACUCUACUUGGUGAUAAAAUUGACAAAUUUAACAUAAAUACCGACACAGGUGAAAUAACCACGGCUGCCGUCUUGGAUCGCGAGGACACCUCAGCAUACCAUCUCACAUUAAUGGCACAAGAUAGCUCUGCCACAGAGCCACGUGCUACUGCUGUUAAUUUGACUAUAACAAUUUUAGAUAUCAACGAUAACACACCCCAAUUCAGUGCAGCCAGUUUCAAUGUCAACGUACCUGAUCGCAUCAAAGCCAACGAAUUUGUAUUUGGCGCCAGAGCGAUUGAUUUAGAUGACGCUGCUAAUGCACUUGUUACAUACAACAUAAGCGGUAAGGAUAUGGAUACAUUCGUCAUUAAUCCUAAAACAGGCGUCAUAAAAACAAAGACAGCACUCAACACUAAUGAAAACUCCAGUUUCGAUAUGAUCUUCAGCAUAAUCAUGCAUGCGACCGAUCAAGGCUUUGAACCAAAAUCUUCAGUAGCCGAUUUAACUAUUCUGCUUCGUCCAGCUACACUCUUUCCAAUAUUCUCAUAUAUGCCCAAUACACAGUUCAUACUUUCAGAAGAUGUGCUCGAAGGUAAACUAAUAACUAAUAUUAUAGCAACUUCGCCAAAGAAAGGUCCAGCCGGCAACAUUCGUUACUCCGUUGCUGGUGGUAAUAUAGGUGAUGCCAUACGGAUUGAUGCCAGUACUGGCGUUAUGUCUGUUGGAAAAGAUGGUUUAGAUUAUGAAACAUCUCAUCAGUAUGAAAUAUGGAUUGAAGCUUCGGAUUCAGAUCGUCCAAAUUUGAGAAGUGUUAUGUUACUUACCAUAAACGUAACAGAUGCCAAUGACAAUGCACCUAUUAUGGAAAAGUUGGUGUAUAAUGCCGAAAUAUUGGAAGAAGAACCUCCACCACAAUUUAUAGUCAGAGUGAAAGCAACUGAUCGCGAUUCUGGUGACAAUGGUGAGAUAACAUACCGUCUAAACGAUGACUUUGAAGGUACAUUCGAAAUAGAUUCAGAUUCCGGCGAAAUAUAUACCACAAUGCGUUUAGAUCGUGAAGAAACUAGCUCAUAUGAACUUAUUGUUGAAGCAGUAGAUCAAGGCAUGCCACAACUUGUGGGCUCCACUAGUGUGCUUAUAAAUUUGCUGGAUAAAAAUGACAAUCCACCGAAAUUCACACGUCUUUUCUCUGUUAAUGUAACCGAAAACGCUGAAAUUGGUAGCUUUGUCAUAAGAGUUACUUCUUCAGAUUUAGAUAUUGGCGUCAAUGCCAAUGCAACUUAUAGUUUUACUGAAAAUCCCGGUGAUAAGUUCAAAUUGGAUCCUAUUAGUGGCAAUAUUACUGUGGCAGCGCACUUAGAUCGUGAACAGCAGGACGAAUACCUGCUUAAAAUAAGCGCAUUUGACGGCGCUUGGCGGUCUGAGACGCCAAUCACAAUAACAAUUCAGGAUCAAAACGACAACGCACCAGAAUUUGAGCACAGCUACUACAGUUUCAAUUUCCCAGAACUCCAACGUACAGUUGCAUUUGUUGGCCAAGUUAUUGCUACUGAUCGUGAUAAACAAGGACCCAACUCUGUUAUUUCCUACUCACUUCUUCAUCCUUCUGAUUUGUUUACAAUUGAUCCGGCAACGGGUGAAAUAUUUAGUAAACGCACAAUUAAGUACAAACAUUCACAGAUUGAAUCCUCACCUGAAAAUAUGUAUGCCAUGACUGUGUUAGCUACCGACAAUGGUAAGCCCCCAAUGUACUCCGAAUGCUUAGUGAAUAUAAAUAUUGUGGAUGCCAACAAUAAUCCUCCUGUAUUCGAACAGAAACUGUAUAUCUCACCAGUACCAGAGCAUGCAAAGAUCGGCCAACGUAUUGUAAAAGUGCACGCAGUUGAUGAGCUGGAUUAUGGCGUUAAUGCUGAGGUUGACUACGUCAUUAUUGGCGGCAAUGCCACUGAAUACUUUGCCAUUAACAAGCAUGAUGGUUGGAUCACAGUCACGAAACCACUUAACGUGCUACCAAACUCGAUGUUCAUGGUAGUUGUUAAGGCCACCGACCGUGGUGUUCCCGCACAAUCAGAUGAAGCACGUGUGUCUAUCAUAGUUACUGGAGAAAAUCGCUUUACACCUGUGUUCACAGCACUGAGUUACCAAGUAAUCGUACCUGAAAAUGAGCCUAUACAUUCUACAAUUUUAACAGUGGGUGCCUCAGAUAGAGAUGAUGGUCCAAAUGGCAUGCUGCGCUAUUUUAUUUCUGGUGGCAAUGAGCGCUCCGAGUUCGAUGUUGACGUUCAAACUGGUGCCGUUACACUACUUAAGCCUUUGGACUACGACGUUAUACAGGAAUACCACUUAAACAUAACAGUAGAAGACUUAGCUUUUCAACCAAAAUCAGCAGUGGCUAUGCUAACUGUCAUACUAACUGAUAUAAACGAUAAUCCUCCGAUAUUUAACCAAAGUGAAUACCACGCAUUUAUACCGGAAAAUAAACCAACAAAUACAUUUGUUUUCAAAGCUUUUGCCACUGAUAAGGAUUCCCCAAAGAACGCUAUUAUAAGGUAUUCUAUAACUGGUGGUACUGGCAAGAAUUUCUUUAAGAUUAAUAUGAACUCAGGCGAAAUCGUAUCGACCAUCAGCUUUGAUUACGAGGAAAGGCGAGACUACAACUUACAGAUUAUGGCAGCGAAUCCUGACUCAAACAUGCAAACUACUGCAAUGGUGAUUGUACACAUAACCGGAGUGAAUGAAUUUUAUCCACAAUUUGUGCAGCCAGUAUUCCAUUUCGAUGUGUCUGAGAGCGCUGAAGUAGGCACUUCAGUGGGAUCAAUACAAGCUACUGAUAAAGACGCAGGCGAAGAUGGAAAAGUAUAUUACCUACUCGUGGGUUCCAGUAACGAUAAGGGCUUCUCAAUCAAUGCCAAUUCUGGAAUUAUCUACGUGUCCAGACAUCUAGAUCGCGAAACACAAAGUCGUGUCGUUCUCACUGUAAUGGCUAAGAAUUAUGGCGGUAUACGCGGCAACGACACUGAUGAGGCGCAAGUCAUUAUUUCUAUACAAGAUGGAAAUGAUCCGCCUGAAUUUAUAAAACCACUGUAUACGGCUAGCAUAUCAGAAGCAGCACCUAUUGGCUCAAAAAUUACAACAGUGAAAGCAGUUGAUAAGGAUGUGCGCCCACAAAACAAUCAGUUUAGCUACUCCAUUAUAAAUGGUAACUUUAAUCAGUCCUUCAAAGUUGAUCCGCAAACUGGUGAAAUUGAAACAGCAAGAAUAUUAGAUCGAGAACAGCAACCAAUUUUCACAUUAAUUGUUGGUGCAAUAGAUACGGGUAUUCCUCCUCAAACUGGCACAACGACUGUCAAAAUCGAAUUGGAAGAUGUGAAUGAUAAUGGGCCAACGUUUGAAGCAGGUGGUCUUAUAGGUUAUAUACUUGAAAAUGAACCUACAGGCACGUCGAUUAUGACUCUCACUGCUAGUGAUCCAGACUUGCCACCUAAUGGUGGGCCAUUCACUUACUAUUUGGUUGGUGGCAAGCAUAAAUCCUACAUUAGUAUUGACAAACACUCUGGCCUAAUAAAAUCCACUAGAAGCUUUGAUCGAGAGGCAACACCAAGCUUAGAAGCAGUUAUUGAAGUGGAAGACAAUGGCAAACCCAAACAGCGCGCACAACAUAUGUUGACAAUAAAAGUGUUGGAUCAGAAUGAUAGUCCUUCCACUCCACGAACAGUACAUGUCUUGCUCAAUGUGUUCAAUGAUAAAAUACCAAUAGGAAAGAUAGCAAAUGUACAUCCAAACGACGCUGAUAUUAAAGGAAACUACAGAUGUCGCAUUGUGCCCAGCGCUCAGUCUAGUCCACUAGGCUUACUAAGCAUACCAACCGCUUGUGAUCUGCACACCACAUAUCAAACUACAAUGACUGGUUAUUCUUAUGCUGUGUCAGGUAACGAUGGCAAACAUGGAGAUGUAGUAUCCACCGUUACAUUGGGUUUCCAAAAUUUCGACAAUUCCACAGUGGCAAAUUCCGUUACACUAUUCAUAAGAAACAUGACUGCAGAAUACUUCUUAUCUUCAUAUUAUCGUAAUUUUCUAGAAAUGAUCAAAGGUAUAUUUGAAAAUGGCGAUGAGGUUAAUCUUUACAGCGUUCGCAAUUCUGGUGCAAACUCAACAGACGUGGAACUAUUGCUCGCUGUAAAAAUGUCAAACCAAGCAUAUCGACUACCACGUUAUAUUAUCGACAUAUUAAAUAAGAAACGGGAUGCCAUCGAAAGACUACUACAAGCUCCGGAUCGUUUGGUGAUUGGUUACAGUCCUUGUGCAGCCAAUGCUUGCGAGAACGGUGGCAUGUGCAGCGCAGAAAUAAGCGUGCAUGACAUACAAACGCUAAACAUAGUGGAUAGCCAAACUCUUAUACUGACUGGUCCAACUGUCUCCUAUGACUACAACUGCAAGUGUCCUGAUGGUUUCAUGGGUCAACAAUGCGAUAAACGCCAAGAUCCUUGCACACCAAAUCCAUGUCAUGCGAACGUACCAUGUCGUCAAAUUAGUUCUGAUUUCCAAUGCACGUGCCCACCUAACCGCGAGGGUAAAUUAUGCCAACAGGAACGUGGCGAUGUAUGUACAGGCAAUCCAUGUCGUAAUGGUGGUUCUUGUAGACGCAGUCCAGAUGGAGCUUCCUUUUUCUGUUUAUGUCGACCUGGAUAUCGUGGAAAUCAAUGCGAACAUAUAGCAGAUUCCUGCCGUCCAAAUCCCUGUCUUCAUGGUGGACUCUGCGUUAGUCUGAAGCCUGGUUACAAAUGUAGCUGCGCUGAUGGUCGUUAUGGACGCCACUGCGAGAAAACAACAUUUGGAUUUCAAGAACUGUCAUUUAUGACAUUUCCUUCUCUUGAUGCUGCCACGAAUGAUAUUUCUAUUAUCUUUGCUACAACUAAGCCAGAUGCUCUACUACUUUACAAUUACGGCGUACAAUCUGGUGGGCGUUCCGAUUUUCUGGCCAUCGAAGUGGUAAAAGGCAAGGCCCUAUUUUCGUUUGGUGGUGCCAGAACAGCAAUAACUACUAUUGUAGUUGGGUCUAACAAUAAAGACAGCAUAGCUAAUGGUAAAUGGCAUAAGGUUACUGCUACAAGAAAUGGACGUGUUAUGUCCUUAAGUGUGGCAAAAUGUACAGAAAAUGGUGAUUUAUGCGAAGAAUGUCGACCAGGCGAUGUGAACUGCUAUGCCGAUGAAGUUGGACCGAUUGGAACUCUUAACUUCAAUAAACAUUCUUUGCUUAUUGGUGGCUUGUCGUCAGCUGAUCCUGUGUUGGAGCGCCCUGGACAACUACAUUCCGAUGACUUAGUUGGCUGCAUGCAUAGUGUGUCAAUUAACGGUCGAGCUUUAAACAUGAGCAGUCCUCUCAAACAACGUGGCGUUCUUCCCACCUGUAAUCGCAAUACAAACGGAGGACCUUGUCAACAAAGUUUGCCCACAGAUCCCAGUUUAUCACUAUGUGGCACAUUCGGUACCUGCAUGGAUCGUUGGCACUCUGCGAUGUGUCAAUGUGGUAGUGAAUUAUUGUCACCUGACUGCUUCAGUUCACUUGAACCUAUAACCAUAACAGACGGUGGCUUUGUAGAAUUUCAAAUAUCGGAAAAACAUCGGCGCAUGCAGCUCUUGGAUAACCUGUAUGGAGCUAAUAGUGUUUGGACUUACGAUAUAUCACGCCGCCGUCGUUUUAUUGUAAAUAGUGAUAACUUAACAACUUUACCGCAAACCGAAGAAUCUCCAAAAACACUCAGUCUCCUGUUUCGCACUUAUAAAGAAGAUGGUCUGAUUCUUUUCGCUGCUACUAAUAAACAUUUUACUGCUAUCGAACUGAAGACAGGCAAAUUGGUUUACUAUUCAAAGCAGGGUACAACUGUAAAUAUGACCAUACACCAACCAGAAAAACUUAAUGAUGGGAAAUGGCAUAACGUCACGCUCUUCGCUUCAAAUCGCGUGCUUCGUUUGUUGAUCGACAACGUAAAGACAGGUGAAGAAUUAGAUGUUUCUGGAGUUCAUGACUUCUUGGAUCCGUACUUGACAGUAUUGUCAGUGGGUGGCGUUAGACGUGAACAUUUCCAACAAGAAAUUAUGCCGAUCAGCUAUGAAGGUUGCAUUGCCAAUUUCACAAUCAAUAAUGAAAUACAACCAUUUAAUGGAUCCGGCAGCGUCUUCAGUGAAGUUCUAACACGCGGGAAAAUUAUAUCAGGAUGUGCUGGUGACAUUGGCAUUGGUGCUGCACAAGUCUCAGAUCCGUUAAGCAUAGGCAUUACUUUAGUUAUAGUAUUUUUCAUUAUAUUACUUGUUGCUAUACUUGGCUCAUAUGUGAUAUACCGUUUCCGUGGAAAGCAAGAAAAAAUAGGUGGUCUAAGCUGUGGCGUACCCGGCUUUAAAAUCAAACACAGUAGCGCUGCUACUAUGCUAAGUGGAUCUGCCGUAUCACAAAACCAGGUUGAUCAUGUUCUUACACGUAAUGUACACGCAACUGACGCUCAAGUAGGUUAUCAUGGAGAUAAUGGCGAUCUAAUACGUAGCGUACCUGGACAUCAUCUCGUUGGGCCGGAACUUAUAUCCAAAAAGUACAAAGAGCGUGAAAUUGGUCCAGCUGAUCAUCAGCAGCGACCGCAAAGACCUGACAUUAUCGAACGUGAAGUUGUAAGCAAAAGUCCACCACUACGUGAUGAACACCAUCCUCCGAUACCACCACCAAAUCAAGUACAUCAUCCGCAUGAUCAUCCUAGUUCCGUAGAUCUGUCCGAGUACCCAGAGCAUUACGAUUUAGAAAAUGCAAGCUCAAUAGCACCUUCUGAUAUAGAUAUUGUCUACCAUUAUAAAGGAUAUCGUGAAGCAGGCGGAGUACGCAAAUAUAAAGCAACACCACCACCAGUUGCAUCAUAUACACAUCACAAACACCAAUCGACAGCAACACAACAACAACAUCGGCAUUCUCCACGUCAUGGUGUAGGUGCACCAUUUGUGCCACGUGUUCCUCCACAAGCUAGUCAACCACCGCCACCCUCAAGUACACCACGACCACAUCAAAGCACGCCACUUGCACGUCUGUCACCGAGUUCUGAAUUAAGCUCACAGCAGCCACGCAUAUUGACGUUGCAUGAUAUCUCAGGUAAGCCACUACAAAGUGCUUUACUUGCAACUACCUCGAGUUCAGGUGGUGUGGGUAAAGAUGCACUGCAUAGUAAUAGUGAACGCAGCUUAAAUAGUCCAGUUAUGUCACAACUAUCCGGGCAAAGUUCCAGUGCCAGUCGUCAGAAACCAGGCGUACCAACACAAUCACCAGUACAAGCUUCGAUGGGCCUAACAGCUGAAGAAAUCGAACGUCUCAAUGUACGACCUCGCACUUCAAGUCUGGUAUCCACACUUGAUGCAGUUUCAUCGAGCAGUGAAGCACCACGUGUGCCAGGCGGUGCACAUCAUCUUACACUUGGUGGUGGUCUGCAUAGUGCGGAUGUAGAUGCACACAGUUCCACAUCGACCGACGAGAGCGGAAAUGAUAGCUUUACUUGCUCCGAAAUAGAAUACGAUAACAACAGUUUGAGUGGUGAUGCCAAAUAUACAACCAGUAAGAGUGUUUCCGAUGAUUUGCCAGAUAGAAGCGUUGUUGGUCGGGCACUUAGCGGUGAUAGUGUUGGCGUUGGUGGUAGUGUUGGUAAAGCACCACCUAUGCCACCACACUCAUAUGAUGGUUUCGAUUCAUCGUUUCGGGGUUCUCUCAGUACACUGGUUGCCAGUGACGAUGAUCUAUCAACACAUAUGAGCGGCAUUUACAGACAACCAAGCGGCGCCACCUCACCAUCUGCAACCACACUCGGCUGGGACUAUUUACUUAAUUGGGGACCAAAUUUCGAAAGUCUAAUGGGAGUUUUUAAGGAUAUAGCCGAAUUACCAGAUACAGUUAGUGAACCGCAUGUACCACCAUCGCUCCGCAUACCUGCAAGUGUACAAAAAGCUUCCGAGGAAUAUGUUUAAACUUACUUAUACUCGAAUUGAAAACGAGUUAGAAACAAAA
Molecule: messenger RNA, 10402 nt
Organism: Teleopsis dalmanni
Lineage: Eukaryota; Metazoa; Arthropoda; Insecta; Diptera; Diopsidae
Gene: ft
Product: cadherin-related tumor suppressor
Exons: 8
Coding region: 1-10362 (3453 amino acids)
Biological process (GO): calcium-dependent cell-cell adhesion; adherens junction organization; homophilic cell-cell adhesion
Cellular component (GO): catenin complex; plasma membrane; adherens junction
Molecular function (GO): calcium ion binding; cadherin binding
Source: RefSeq, a predicted model, not a curated record